Messenger RNA from Zea mays, 1289 nucleotides. RefSeq names its product xyloglucan endotransglucosylase/hydrolase protein 1. Gene Ontology annotation, biological process: cell wall biogenesis; xyloglucan metabolic process. The record is from RefSeq and is a predicted model, not a curated record. Gene Ontology annotation, cellular component: apoplast; cell wall. The transcript has 4 exons. Gene Ontology annotation, molecular function: hydrolase activity, hydrolyzing O-glycosyl compounds; xyloglucan:xyloglucosyl transferase activity. Bases 210 to 1154 code for a protein of 314 amino acids. NCBI's taxonomy places the organism in Eukaryota, Viridiplantae, Streptophyta, Magnoliopsida, Poales, Poaceae.
CACAGCCCACAGCCCACAGGGGAGGGGAAGGUAGUCCAUGCGUGUGCACAACACAAAGCACACUUGACAGACAAAGCUUCAUUCCACUUGUUUCCAGCAUACGUAGCUAGUGCAACUGCAAGCUCCGGAUCCUCCUCAUAUCAGCUAUAAAUUAAAAGGUCGUGACAGGUGAGGCCGCGCCGCGAGGAACCGCGUCGACCUUGUCGUCGAUGUUGGCUUGCAAGGCGAGCCCGAGCCGGCCGUGCGUCGUCCCCCUUGUUUGCCUGCUGGUGGUGGCGGCCGCAGUCGUCGUCGUCGCUGCCUCGGCGCCGCCGGCGGAGGCGGCGUUCGACGACAACUACGUGGCGCAGUGGGGUAGAGAUGGUUAUCACCUUGUCGUCCGGGGCACGGAGGCGAAUGUCACCAUGGACCAGAGCUCUGGUGCCGGGUUCCGGUCCAAGUCCACGUACGGCUCAGGGUUCUUCCACAUGAGGAUGAAGCUGCCCUCCGGGUACACGGCCGGCGUCGUCACGACCUUCUACGUGAGUCCGACGACCGAUAUAUAUGUGUUGUUGCAUCUCAUCUCGCAGCCGGAGGAUGGGAGCCGCGACGAGGUGGACUUGGAGUUCCUGGGCGACAAGGCCGGCGUGCCCAUCACCCUCCAGACCAACGUCUUCGUCGACGGCCGCGGCGACAGGGAGCAGCGGACGCGCCUCUGGUUCGACCCCGCCGCCGACUUCCACGACUACAAGAUCCUCUGGAACCCAUACCAGCUCGUGAUGUUCGUGGACGACACGCCGGUCCGGGUGCUGAGGAACCUGACGGGCGCCGUGCCGGGGUACCCGUUCCCGGGGAAGCAGACGAUGCUGAUCCGCGCGAGCGUGUGGGACGGCUCCGACUGGGCCACGGACGGCGGCCGGACCAAGGUGGACUGGUCCAGGGGCCCCUUCACCGCCGGCUACCGGGGCUUCGACGUCGACGGCUGCGCCAACAACGGGAGCGACGCGUGCCAAUCGCCCGACCUAUGGUGGAACGCCGCCGAGUACCGGAACAUCACCGCGGAGCAGCGGGCGGCGUACGAGGACGUGAAGAGGAGUUACAUGAACUACGAUUACUGCGCCGAUAAGGCCAGGUUCAACAGCACCACCGUACCCAUUGAAUGCAACUACGCUUGAUAAGCCAGCUAGGAGUGGCGUUGUAUAUUAUACAUACACGAAAAGAUAUGUCUGCUUAUUUGUUGCAUUGCAAGGGUUUAAAUAUGCAAAUGCUUAUAAGGACUACAAAAAUAUAUUACUUUGUCACUAAAUUUA